This is a messenger RNA of Castor canadensis (American beaver), 2202 nucleotides long. NCBI's taxonomy places the organism in Eukaryota, Metazoa, Chordata, Mammalia, Rodentia, Castoridae. The record is from RefSeq and is a predicted model, not a curated record.
GGAGAGAAGAAGGGCAAAGAAUGGCCCCUUCAACCAUGUUUAGGACAGUAAACCCAAAUUUCCUUGUUUCUAGGAUCCUCUUUGCAAGCUCAGUUCUUAACCUGACAGAACUGGCUGCCCUUCGGCCUGACCUUGGGAAAUUGAAAAAGAUUCUAUACUUCCAUGAGAACCAAUUGGUAUAUCCUGUCAAGAAAUAUCAGGAGAGGAUUUUCAAUAUGGAUACAACCAAAUUCUUUCAUGCUUGGUGGCUGAUGUGGUGGUGUUCAACUCAGUUUUUAAUAUGGAGUCAUUUCUCACUUCUAUUGGAACAUUUAUGAAGCUGAUUCCUGAUCAUAGACCUAAGGAUCUGGAAAGUAUCAUCAGACAGUGCCAAGUUAUUUACUUUCCCAUUAGGUUUCCUGAUGUGAGCAGAUUCAUGCCCAAGCACAAAAUAGCUCAUUUAAAGAAGAUGCUCAGCCUUAACAGAAAUUGUGGUGCUGCCCCAUCAAUGGCCCUUCCUUCCCAUCCAGAUCAGAGGGAUUCUGAAAAUUUAUUGGAGAAUUUUAAUUCAGAGUGUGAUGUAUACUCUGACCUCAGUACUGCACAAGAAAACCUGGACAACUGUUCAAAUCAGGAAUCAGACUUGAAAAAAUCCAACUUGUCAGAUAAUUCAAGCUCUCAUCAUGGGAAAAGUAAAGAAAAUCUGAUUCUUAAUCCUUGUGACAUUUUGGAUGGAGUUGAUGAUCAGCAAAGACCAUUGCAUAUUGUCUGGCCUCACAGGUGGGAGCAUGACAAAGAUCCAGAGACUUGUUUUAGGGUAUUAAUGCAUCUGAAGAAUUUACAACUCAAUUUUCACAUCUCUAUUCUUGGAGAAAGCUUUACAGAUGUACCAGAUAUAUUUUCAGAGGCCAAAAAGGCAUUGGGAUCUUCAGUCUUACACUGGGGCUACUUACCCUGCAAAGAUGACUAUUUCCAAGUACUGUGCAUGGCUGAUGUUGUCAUCUCAACAGCUAAGCAUGAAUUCUUUGGAGUGGCUAUGUUGGAAGCUGUAUAUUGUGGUUGUUACCCACUUUGUCCCAAAGAUUUGGUUUAUCCUGAAAUAUUUCCAGCUGAAUAUCUGUAUUCUACACCUGAACAGCUCACAAAAAGGCUCCAGAAUUUCUGCAAGAGACCAGAUAUUAUAAGAAAACAUCUCUAUAAGGGUGAAAUGGUUCCGUUCUCUUGGGCAGCCCUUCAUGGUAAAUUCAGGUCUCUGCUUACAACAGAACCUAAGGAAGAUUUGUGACAGAUGGGGCUAAGUCACAAACUUGCAGCCUAAGGCAGAAUCUGAAGAACUUUCCAGAGUGUGCCCAUAUUUACCUGAUCAGAGAGAAAAGAAAAUCUGCAGAGGAAGCUGAGCCUGGCUGCUUGUCAUAGCUGACACAGAGCCAUCUGCCACAAACCUGUGGCGGCUUCAGAUCUCCAAUCCCUGCCACCACCCCAACUCAAAUUAAAUACAGAUUCCUAGAGACGUUAUGAUGGUUACACAUGUCCUCGGCAUCACAUGUAGGAGACUGUUCAAAAAAAAAAUAUGUGGCCUGUUGUAUAACCGCACUCAUGUAUCCCAUAUGUGGUGCCACAUUGAAUUUCCGGUUGAAUCCAUUUUUAUCCUUUGUACUGGAUGACAUGGUGCCUGAAUUCUUUCUUUUUGCCGACACGAUGGCAGCCAAACUGCAGCUUCAAACGCUCAUACUUGGCUGGGUUUCUACCUGGGCUGCCAGGUUAUCAUUGGAGCCUUCUUGUGUCCUCAAAGGGCCACAGAGCCUGAAAGGAGGAUCAGAAUGCAACCAGAUUAAUGGGGCAGCCACCUCAGAAUUGUUUGUGGGCAAAAAUCUGCUUUAGCACUUUUCCUUUAGCAAAUUAAUGAUUCUCUGGCACAGGAGUUUUUAAGUGAAGGUAUUAAUAAGGGGUCUGGCAGGUACUCCCAUGAUUCACAUAGUUACAUUUGCAUUUAAUUAAUCUUAAAGAAAGUUGCAGAAUAAACAGCUGUAAUUCGGACAAACAUGGCAGAUACAGUCAGUGGAGCCCUCUCACCCAUAAAAUGAGCACUGAGAUACUUGUUUUAAUUUUCUCCAGGGGUUAAAAUAGAAAAAUUAAAAUACUUCUAACAAAACCAGUAAUUUUAAUACAAAUAUCCUUCAAAAAUAUUUGCAUCCAGCUACAAAUACAGUCUUUGAAAGAUAA